Molecule: messenger RNA, 1960 nt
Organism: Podospora pseudocomata
Lineage: Eukaryota; Fungi; Ascomycota; Sordariomycetes; Sordariales; Podosporaceae
Exons: 3
Coding region: 203-1840 (545 amino acids)
Biological process (GO): regulation of transcription by RNA polymerase II
Molecular function (GO): zinc ion binding; DNA-binding transcription activator activity, RNA polymerase II-specific
Source: RefSeq, a predicted model, not a curated record
GCUCGGGGUCGUUCCUUGUUUGGAGGAAGAUGACAUGCUGUAUCAUUGGAAGACAGCUCCCAACAGAAUGCUGACACCGUCGCUACAGAAGCAUAGGCCAAUCGGUGCACUUCGGUAACAUGAACCUUGUUAUUCCCAUUCCAAAUACCUACCUUAGCUGCAAAUCGGUAUCAGUGGCACCAUCGGAUGUGGGCUGAGCCAGAUGGUAUUAGUCAGAUCCUGCCCCCACAACUCUACUUCUGUAGACACUUCCCAUGUUCAAGACUUCAGGAAGGUACCGCUCAGACUCAUCUUUUGCUCUCAAACUAUCAUGGAGCCAGAAUAUAGAACACGACGGCCUCACAAAAAGUCACGAAAUGGUUGUUUGCCAUGUAAACAGCGUCGGAAAAAGUGUGAUGAGCGCAGGCCAUGCUGCACCAGAUGUGCUGACCGAGAUCUGAAAUGCCAAUAUCAGUCGCGCCAACCGCAAAGGGAGGAUUGGCUUCCAGUCUCCCCUGCGCUGUCCCGCUCACCGUCGGUUCUUUCCAUCCAUGGAACAGGUUCCUUGAACGCAGAGGAGCUCGAAUUGCUCCGACACUACCUCACCCACACUUCCCGGGCAAUACCUUACGACGACGACGACCUUUACGCUCUCCAGGAAGGAUUUCCAAAUCUUGCCUUUCGCUCUCGAGCUCUCAUGAACUCGAUUCUCGCAUUGGCGGCGAUAUGCAAGUGUCACGACAUCAUAUCACAGCCCACGGUAGACGAAAGGCACAGAGAUGAGGCCUACGCAUUGUUACUGAUCGCAGAGGAUCGGCAUAGGGAGUCAUUACGACGAACUCAAAAUGAUAUCUCUAACCUCCAUCGAGAAUGCUACGAUGCCACUCUCGCCAACGCGCCGUUGAUGGUCUUGUACAUUCUGGCAAAUCACUCUGUUCGAAUUCAGUGGGCGGGGGCCAUGCCUGAUAUCCCAACCGGCUUUGUUCCAACACAACUACAAUGGGUAUCCCUCAUCCGCGCGGCCCACCUCGCUUACAAUGGCAUGCUGAAUGACAUUGACCAGCCGUGCGAGCCUUGCUCAGACACAAACUUUGGAGAAAGUAUCCCUCCAGCCAGCCCUCUUUACCAACUAUCACCCGAUCCUAUAAUCCGUGUUACUUCGCCCGAGGACGGCCCCAUGAAGCCUACUAGGGACCUUUUCCUCCCCAUCCUAGCGGCCACCUUCCAAGCCGCCAUCAAAGGCUUACGGAUGAGGGCCGAAGUCAAACGGGCUGAAAUGCCAACCGAUCCCGGCAUCGCAUUUUCUUUUGUGGCAUUGCGGGCCUUCGAGGCCAUUGCGGACGAAGUUCUCCACACCAACACAAACGCCAUCCACUCGAAGCUGUCACCAUCAAGCAGCCAUUCAUCGCCCGCGCCGCCACCCCCUAGGAGCCGAUUAUCUUAUGUCUCGCCCUGGCUGCGCAACUAUCUUGCUCGUGUCACCAUGGCCACCCCAACGAGGCCCUUCAGACGCACAAUCACCGCUUUUGUCAACAGGGUUCCAGCCGAGUAUUUAACUCUACUUCAGACGUCAGUGGAGCACCUUUCUGACUGCCGUGCGGUCGAAGGGGUAGUAGCUUCUGAGGGGCUUGCUGUCGACAUUUUUGCACAUUGGCUGGUCUUGGUAAUGUUGCUGGAUGGGGUUUGGUGGAUUGGCGGGAUAGGGGCUUGGGAGCUAGGUAGAAUUGUAACAAUUAUAGGUAACAAGGGGCUUGGGUCCUUACAGGAGAACAAUACUUGGUGGCCGGCGAGCAUGUAUAGAAUUUAUGCUGAGUUGAAGAAACAGGUGAUCACGGACGUUGGGACAGAGGGUCAUAUCUGAUUAUUUACAGUCGAAAUCAGGGGGAGUGGAAAAUUUGCUACUGCCCUAACUUUUAAUAGAAUAAUUCACGGUUCAUAGAUGGGUACAGACAAGAAGAUAUGAUGGGUUGAUUGAUUUAAA